GGGGGCAUCAUUGAUCGGUUGGACAUCGAGGGCUCAAGCACGACCACUGUGAAGAUGAAUUUCUUUGGCGCCCUUAUUGCGCUCACCAUCUGUGCGCUAUGUGGAUUAACCCAAGCGGAUAUAUCGCUCAAGCUGCGACAACAGCAACAGCAGCAGCAGCAACAACAGUCGCUGAUCACCAAGGAGCAAUACUACAAGACGGGCAGUGGCUUCCAGGAGAGUAACUACGGCAAUUCCGGCUAUCAGAUCUUCGAGGUGCACAAUCAUUUCGCGGGCAAGGGCCCCGCCUAUCUGCCGCCCCAGGCUCAGGCUCAGGGUCAGAGUUCAAGUGGCUCAAGUGCCUCAAGUCAUGAUGACAGCCUCGACUUGUCCUUCCUCAACUUUGCCGAUGCUCCAACCUCAGCUCCAGCUCCAGCUCCAGUUGCAGUUGCAGCUCCAGUUGCUGCUGCUCCACUUUCCGUGCCCUUCCCUUCAAGCUAUCAGCAUGAUUUCCAGCAAAAGGCAACGGUUUCAUCAUCUGCGGGCUACAGUGGACAGGCUUAUCUGCCACCCACUGCUGCCACGCCCAUUGUCCAGCAGCAGCAGGUGAUCCACCAGCAACAACCUUUGAUUCAACAGCAGCAACAUCAAGUGGUGCAGCAGCAGCAACAGCAAGUGGUGCAGCAACAGCAACAUCAAGUGGUGCAGCAGCAGCAACAUCAAGUGUUGCAGCAGCAGCAACAGCAAGUGGUGCAGCAGCAGCAACAGCAAGUGGUGCAGCAACAGCAACAGCAAGUGGUGCAGCAGCAGCAACAGCAACAAGUGCAACAGCAAUAUAGCCAACAGAACUACAAAGCGCCCGGAUAUCUGGCACCCACUGGCGCCGAGGAAGUUGCCCAGCCAGUGUCCAAUUACCAGGCCACGCCCAUCAGCUACCCGCAGCAACAGAAGGUUUUCCAGGGACCAACCUAUCUGCCACCCGUGAGCAGCACGACCACCAUCACCGCUGCCGUUCAGACACCCACCAGCCAAGCCGAGUACCAAGCACCCAACUAUCUGCCACCCCAGCAACAGCAGCAAGUGCAACAGCAACAGGUGCAACAGCAAGUGCAACAGCAGGGGCAACAUCAGGUGCAACAGCAAGUGCAACAGCAAGUGCAGCAGGUUCAGGUACAGGAAGUGCAACAGCAGCAACAGCAACAACAGCAGCAGAUUGCUGUACAGGAUCAGGGUCAGGAAUAUCAGGCUCCUGGCUAUCUGCCACCUGGCUAUGAGUACUCCAAUCCCGAUCAGCUGCCUCUAUCGCUGACCCAGAGUGUUGCCACCUCGCAGAGUGUGGCAUCGGCCCAAAAUGUGGCCACCACACAGAGUGUUGCUGCGGUGCAGCAACUUGCCGGCGAGUACCGUGCUCCUGGCUAUCUGCCACCUGGCUACGAUGAGCCACGUCCCCAAGUGCAAGGCCAGAUCACCUACCAGCAGCAGCAGCAACCACAGCAACCACAGCAGCAACAGCAACAACAGCAACAACAGGUUUAUGCUGCACCCACGCAAGCAACUGUUAGCAAUCCUGCCGCCCUUCCCGAUGGCUACGACUUUGUCAAGCCCGAUAAUGCCGAGGCAGCCAUUGCCGAGCUGCACAGUCUGCAGACCCAAACGAAAUUGCUGAAGCAGCAACAAGAGCAGCAGUUGCUCCUGCAACAGCAACAACAACAGCAACAGGUCGUUGUUCAGUCGCAGUUGCAGGUGGCCCAGCAACAGCAAUCCGCUGACAUUGUCUAUGGCCGUCCCAAGUCGCAGCAACAGCAGCAUCCUCUGGCUAUCCAAAGCACCCUGGCAACAUCUACUGCUGGUAGCUACCAGCAACAUUUCAACGCCCCUGGUUACCUGCCACCAGCAUCUGCUUCCCCAUCUCCAGUUUCACACGUUUCCAUUCCAGCUCCUGCCCCAUUGGCUGCUCCAGCUCCAGCUCCUGUUGCUCCUGUUGUGCAGGCAACAGCAACAUCUGGCUCUUACCAGCAGCAACAGCAGCAGCAAUACAGGGCUUCUGGCUAUCUGCCACCAGCUCCAGCUCCUGCUCCUGCUCCUGUUCAUGUUGCAGCUCCAGCUCCUAUCCAUGUUGCUGCUCCGCUUCGUGUUGCAGCUCCUGCUCCAGCUCCAGUUCGUGUUGCAGCUCCAGCUCCAGCUCCAGUUCGCGUGGCCGCUCCAGCUCCCGCUCCCAUUCAUGUGACCGGACCCGCUCCCAUUGCCAUUUCCCUGCCAGCUCCCUCCCCCACCCAGGUGACCCACAUCCACUCGCUGCGCAGCUACAUGAACACCGUGCAGCCCUUCGCCCGCUAUGCGCAGCCAGUGAGCGUACGCCAGCAACACCAGCACAUCCACCAUCACCAGCAGCAGCAACAACAUCAGCAGGUGCAGCAUCACCAAGUGCAACAGCAACAGAUCAUCGAAGUGGCGCCCAUGUACCGUGAGCAAUCGAAGCGACCACGUUUCUAUGCCCCAGCCUAUGUGAGCAAUGUGCUGCCCCGCCAGCAACAUCAGCCACAACAGCAGCAACAGCAGCAGCAACAACAGCACCACCUGCACCACCAUUACCACCGAGUGGUGCAGAGCCAGAAACUGCAAGCCAUACCCACGCUGAACUUGAAGGCACAACAAUCGCUGCAGAAGUUCAUGCCACGUGAUGUCCAAGUGGCGGUGAAUGUGGCCAUGGCGGCAACGGCACCUGUGCUCGCACCACCCUCGCUUCGUGGCAGUUCGCGAGUGCGCACUGUACAGAUCGUGAAGCCGCAUGCCACCCCACGGACCUUCAAGGUCCUCGAAAUACUCGAUCAGGCGGGCGUGAAAACCAUCAAGAUUCUGGGGGCAACCAACGAGCAGCCGCAGGGACGUCAUCAGGUGGUCAAGGUGGUCACCCAGAAUGCGCACAGUGGCGCCGAGAGCCAUGUCCAGACCGUCAAGAUCUACGAUGAUGUGCAGCAGCCAUUGCGCCUGCAGCCGCAGAAUGUGGCAGCCAACAAUGGCUACUUGCCACCAGCUCGUCCCAGAUCGCGAAUUGUGCGUCAGGCAUCCAAACCGCUGCGCCUUUAUCCCGUUGCAAGCCUCUAGAAGAAGAACGGCGGGUCAAUUUGGGGGGGCUACGGCCCAAGGUCACCUCCCCGGCACUGAUUAGUUGUUAAUUUCAUCAUCCACAGCGUUUACUUACUUUUUUUUUUUCUAAAUACACACAUAUGCCCGUUUUUAUUGCCUCAUUUCGCAUGCAUUUACCACUGUACCAAUCGCAUUCGAAAUCAAUUCAUUUGCAUGCAAUAACAACCGAUUUAAGCGAUUCGAAUUUCUUACCUAAUAAAUUAAUACUUACGUAAAAUAUGUAAA
Drosophila elegans is the source of this 3351-nucleotide messenger RNA. RefSeq names its product mediator of RNA polymerase II transcription subunit 15. Gene Ontology annotation, cellular component: SWI/SNF complex; nucleus. The record is from RefSeq and is a predicted model, not a curated record. The transcript is spliced from 2 exons. Bases 55 to 3084 code for a protein of 1009 amino acids. Gene Ontology annotation, molecular function: transcription coregulator activity. Gene Ontology annotation, biological process: regulation of transcription by RNA polymerase II. NCBI's taxonomy places the organism in Eukaryota, Metazoa, Arthropoda, Insecta, Diptera, Drosophilidae.